AUGGGCCAUAAAAUCGAAAACAUUAGUAGAAAGUUGGUUGAGAUCAAUAAACAAGCAAACGAUUUGGGAUUACAAAACGAACAACCUCCUGGGCCUGUUCCAGGUAGUCUCAACCCAUAUUUCGAGGAAUUCAAAAUUUUUAGGAGGGAGAAUGAUGAACAGCGUAUCAUACAACUUUUAACCCAAUUAAGAAAAGAAGAAACACUUACUAUUGUUCCCAUUGUGGGAAUGGGCGGGGUUGGGAAAACCACUUUGGCCAAGUCAAUCUACUACAAUAAUCCAAAAAUUGAGCAUCAUUUUGAUGUUCAAGCUUGGGUCUGUGUAUCGGUUAAGAGUAAUGUCAACGCUCUUCUCGCAAAGAUCUAUAAAUCUCUUGCCAGAGAGGAAUGUAAGUCACAAAUGAGGGUCAAUUUAAUUACAAAUCUUCGAAACAAGUUGGGAUCUAAAAGAUAUUUGCUUGUCCUAGAUGAAGUGUGGAACGAAGAAUAGGCACAUUGGGAUGAUCUCAGGAGUUGUAUGUCAAAAGUAAACGUAGAGACUGGAAGUGGCAUUCUUGUCACUACACGGAAUCUUGAAAUCGGAACCAAGGCUAUGAGUGAGGAUUUCCAUGCUUUGCAAACUCUUUUUGAUGACUGGUGUUGGUCAAUCUUUAGAGAAAAAUCAUUUCUUGCAGGACGAUCACCAUUGCCCGAAUUGGAUGAGAUAGGGCAUGAAAUUGUGAAAAAGUGUCGUGGUUUACCUUUGUUGGUAAAUGUAAUACAAGGCAUGUUACGAAAUUACAAUAUUGACAAAGAGAAGUGGUUGUCCAUCCAAGAUAGCAAAGUUUGGGAUCUAGAAGAUGAAGGGGACAGAAUCCAAAACAGCUUGAAACUCAGCUUUGAUAAUGUAAGUGGUCAGCCCAAGAAGUUAGCUUGA
Lactuca sativa (garden lettuce) is the source of this 915-nucleotide messenger RNA. Its product is annotated as putative disease resistance protein RGA3. Gene Ontology annotation, molecular function: ADP binding. The record is from RefSeq and is a predicted model, not a curated record. NCBI's taxonomy places the organism in Eukaryota, Viridiplantae, Streptophyta, Magnoliopsida, Asterales, Asteraceae.